Molecule: messenger RNA, 1665 nt
Organism: Eimeria mitis
Lineage: Eukaryota; Apicomplexa; Conoidasida; Eucoccidiorida; Eimeriidae
Biological process (GO): negative regulation of cell adhesion
Cellular component (GO): plasma membrane
Source: RefSeq, a predicted model, not a curated record
AUGUUGCAAACGAAGACAAAGGAGACCCAGGAGGAACCCCACGAUACACCAGGGUACCCGAUAUCAUCACCCGCGACGAGGCCUUUGAACGGCCUGCAGCAGCAGCAGCAGCAGCAGCAGCAGCAACAGCAGCAGCAGCAACGGCAGCAGCAGCAGCAGCAACAGGAGCAGGAGCAGCAGCAGAGUAGUAUAUGCAGCAGCAGCAGCAACUGCAGCAGCAGCAGCAGCAGCAGCAGCAGCAGCGGGGAGUGGGCACAGGGGAGAAUCGAAGGAAUCCUCAGACAGGCGCAGCCCCUUGUAGGGGCCAAUCCUUUGCCGCCGCAGCAGCACGAGCAGCAGCAACUGCAGCAGCAGCAGCAGCAGCAGCAGCAGCAGAAGCAGCAGCAACAGCAGCAGCUGCUGCUGCUGCAGCAGCGGCCGCAACAGCAGGUUGUGUUGCUGCUGCUUCUGUUGCUGCUCCUGCAGCUGCAGCAGCAGCAGCAGUAUCGUCGCAACACCAACAGCAAGAAACUCACUGCUGCUGCUGCUUGGGGUCCUCAGCUGCCCGCAUGCCUGCAGACAGGCGCAGCCCCUUGUAGGGGCCAAUCCUUCGCCGCCGCAGCAGCACGAGCAGCAGCAACUGCAGCAGCAGCAGCAGCAGCAGGAGCAGCAGAAGCAGCAGCAACAGCAGCAGCUGCUGCUGCUGCAGCAGCGGCCGCAACAGCAGGUUGUGUGUCUCCUUCUGCUGCUGACGCAAUGGCACAGAGAGAUGCCUUUCCAGUUGCCUACUACGAUGAGGGCGACCUGUGGCCGCAGCUGCAGCCAGCAAUAGAGCGGCGUCUGCCUCUGGAGCCGUGCAGCAGCAGCAGCAGCAGCAGCAGCAGCAGCGGCUGUGGGGUGUAUUUAUCUUUUGAGCAGGAGUCUCUCUCUGUCUCCUCUUCUCCUGCUGCUGCAGCAGCAGCAGCAACAGCAGCAACACAAGGCCCCCCUGCUGCACUUGCUGUUGCACACAAAGCAGCAGCUGGGGCGCUGGCGUCACUGGGUGUGAAUGUUGCUGCUGCCUCGCUGUCUGCUGCUGCUCCUGCUGCACCUGCAGCAGCAGCAGCAGCAGCAGCAGCAGCAGCAGGAGCAUCCGUGUCUCCUAGCUUGUUGUGGAAUGCUGUAGAACGUCCCUUUGUGCAUCUGCUGCUGCUGCAGCAGGAAAGCAUUGAGGUGUAUAGGCAGCAGCAGCGGCGGUUGCUGCGAUCGUGGAUAGAGAGACAGACAGAGCAGCACAAUGAGUGGCUGCUUGUUGCUGCUGCUCCUCUCAGCAGCAACGAAACUCUGAUGAAGCAGCAAAAAAAAUAUAUAGAUAAAAUAAGAACAGACAUCAGCAACAAAGACAGGGUGCUGCGGCUACCCCUGGGAUCGAUCGAUCCCAGCCACACACAACUCGCUGAACAGCUCUGGAGGGUAUGCUGUCUCCUCAACACUCAGCUGUCUCCUUCAGCUGUCUCCAACUCGCUGAACAGCUCUGGAGGGUAUGCUGUCUCCUCAACACUCAGCUGUCUCCUUCAGCUGUCUCCUUCAGCUGUCUCCUCCAGCUGUCUCCUUCAGCUGUCUCCUUCAGCUGUCUCCUUCAGCUGUCUCCUUCAGCUGUCUCCUCACUACUCAGCUGUCUCCUUCAGCUGUCUCCUCACUACUUAG